AUGGACGAAGCCAACCGCACAGCGGCCACCCAGAAGGCCUUCAAUGCCUGGCAGCAGCCCGGCCAAGCAGCAUACGAUUUCCGGAGCGACACCAUGACGAGCCCCACAGCGUCAAUGCUUGAAGCGAUCAGCAACACGACUCUGCUAGACGAUGUGUUCCAGGAAGACCCGACGACGAACGACCUGGAAAGAUACGUGGCCGAACUAUCUGGCCACGAGGCAGCUGUGCUCGUCAUGUCCGGGACGAUGGGCAACCAAGUCGCCCUACGGACGCACCUGAAGGGGCCGCCACACUCAGUGCUCUGCGACAUCCGCGGCCACAUCUACAACUGGGAAGCCGGCGGCGUGUCGACGUUAUCCGGCGCCAUGCUGGUCGCCGUGCAGCCGGCCAACGGCCACCACCUGACGCUCGAGGAUGUGCAGAAACACGCGGUGGUCUCGGACGACGUGCACGCGUGUCCGACACGGGUGAUUUCGCUGGAAAACACCCUCGACGGCACGAUCAUGCCGCUGGACGAGGUGCGCAAGAUCUCGCAAUUCGCUCGCCAGCACGGCAUCAAGAUGCACCUGGACGGCGCGCGCAUCUGGGAUGCCGUCGCCGCCGACGCCGGCUCGCUGCCCGAAUUCACCACCUGUUUCGACAGCGUGAGCAUGUGCUUCUCCAAGGGUCUGGCCGCUCCGAUAGGCAGUAUAAUUGUGGGGUCGAAGCCGUUCAUCGCCCACGCACGAUGGAUCCGCAAAAUGAUCGGUGGUGGCACCAGACAGGCCGGUGUCAUCUCCGCCGCUGCUCGCGUCGCCGUUGACGAGGGGUUCGGGAAAGGCCCGCGUGGUGAAGGCGGCAAGUUGCGAGAUAGCCAUGCCCGCGCCCGCAAGGUCGCUGAGAUGUGGGAGUCCCGCGGUGGCGAGCUGGCAAAGCCCGUCGAGACGAACAUGGUCUGGCUGGACAUCGCCCGUGCAGGCAUCCCGGCCGCUGAGUUCGCUCGGCUUGCUGCCGACGAGGGUCUGAAGGCUAGUGGCGGCCGUCUGGUCGUCCACUACCAGAUCAGUGACGACGCGAUCGAGCGCCUCGGCCGGGUCAUGGACAAGAUCUUGCAAAACAGUAGCAAAAAGCGGAAAGUCAAUGGUCAUUGA
Molecule: messenger RNA, 1131 nt
Organism: Capronia coronata CBS 617.96
Lineage: Eukaryota; Fungi; Ascomycota; Eurotiomycetes; Chaetothyriales; Herpotrichiellaceae
Product: threonine aldolase
Exons: 1
Coding region: 1-1131 (376 amino acids)
Biological process (GO): L-threonine catabolic process; glycine biosynthetic process
Cellular component (GO): cytosol
Molecular function (GO): L-allo-threonine aldolase activity
Source: RefSeq, a predicted model, not a curated record